This is a messenger RNA of Medicago truncatula (barrel medic), 1484 nucleotides long. RefSeq names its product F-box protein SKIP23. Gene Ontology annotation, molecular function: protein binding. Bases 122 to 1228 code for a protein of 368 amino acids. Lineage: Eukaryota; Viridiplantae; Streptophyta; Magnoliopsida; Fabales; Fabaceae. The record is from RefSeq and is a predicted model, not a curated record. The transcript has 2 exons.
AUCCACGGUCUUUACCAAACAUAGCCUUCCCAACAGAGCCAGAAGAUUAAUGAAUUGCUGAUCCUUGUUGCUUUGAGCCGUGUGUAAAUGGUUAGAUGCAAACAAACCCUAACAUCCAUCCAUGGCUGCAGAUUGGUCUCACCUUCCUUCAGAACUUCUUCAACUAAUUUCACAAAAACUUGAUAAUGAACUUUGUCUCCUUCACUUUCGUUCUGUAUGUUCAACAUGGCGUUCUUCUUCAAUCCCUAACCUCAAACACAAAAACCCUUUACCCUUAAACCUUCCACCGUUCUCACAAUCCAACCCAUUCUUCAAUAUUCUAAACAGCAAAUAUACUACCAGCCACCUCAUCAAACACACCUUCUUUCUCAUCAAACCACCACAACAACAACCAUCUCUCAACCCUUGGCUGAUCAGAAUCGGUCCUGAUGUAUACGGUAAACCUCAACUCUGGCAUCCUUUCUCAUCAAACCAACUUUUAUCAUCAGAUUUCAAUAAUGUACUUGACUUUAACAAACUCUCGCUUCGAAUUCUCGGUUGCAUGUCCUACAUGCACCUCCUGAUUGGAGGAGAUGCAAGUUUCUUUAGCUUUUAUGUUGCUGCCGUGUGUCACAGGGAACAUCGUCCUGUUAUCGUCACACUUAAAUCUGACUUCUCUCUGGAGCCGAUGAUGUUUUGUUGUGGGGACGACAGUUGGACCAUGAUACCCAACAUGCCAACCUCUCAUGGAGGAAAUGCUUGUGUUUUUAAAGGAUGGCCUUGUGUGGUAGACAAAGCUGGUCGGACUGUCAUGAUUGGACCGGAUUUGACCACUCAUUUGAUCGCUGAGCCGGUGUUUGGUGGGCAAAAUAAAUUCUUGGUCGAGAGUAGUGAGUUUGAGUUGUUGCUGGUGGAUAGAUAUGAAAAUUAUUGUGUUCCUGUAUGGAUUGAUGUGUUUAGGCUUGAUGAGAAAGAGAAAAGGUGGGUCAAGCUGACGAAUUUAGGAGAUAAGGUUUUGUUCUUGGGGAAUGGAUGUUCGUUUUCUGCUUCUGCUUCCGAGUUGGGUUUUGCCAAUGGGAAUUGUGUCAUCUAUAGUACGUCUUAUAGCUUCCACGGUCUUAAUAUCAGGAAAUGUAAAAUGAGUGUUUUUCACUUGGAUCAAGGUCAGGCUUCACCUUUGUCGGAUUAUCCCGAAUAUUUCAAGUUGUUCUGGCCACCUCCAGCGUGGGUUACUGAUUUGCAUUUGUAAGGUAUUAAGAGAGGGGCGAGGGAAAGAAAGAUGAUAUGAGACACACCAUUGGGUUUACGCACAAAACUUGGCGAUAUGGAAAUUUAAUCUCUUAUUAUUAUAUCCUGACAGCAUGACGGUGAAACUGGCAAAAUUGUUAUAUUUCCAAGAAGACUUGUAUUUUGUUUCAAUUCUCAGUAUACUACUACUCAUGUUUGAUAUAUUGAAAAUAGUUCUAAUUUCUAAUUGGUUUUUGAUUCUCAGUCUUUAUUUCUAA